Gymnodraco acuticeps is the source of this 2179-nucleotide messenger RNA. RefSeq lists its product as uncharacterized. Gene Ontology annotation, molecular function: protein tyrosine kinase binding; MHC class II protein binding. Gene Ontology annotation, biological process: positive regulation of ERK1 and ERK2 cascade; T cell activation; interleukin-15-mediated signaling pathway. Gene Ontology annotation, cellular component: external side of plasma membrane; membrane raft. NCBI's taxonomy places the organism in Eukaryota, Metazoa, Chordata, Actinopteri, Perciformes, Bathydraconidae. The transcript has 8 exons. The record is from RefSeq and is a predicted model, not a curated record. Bases 1 to 849 code for a protein of 282 amino acids.
AUGUCUGAAUUCAGAAGGAUCGUGAUGUCUUCAUUCCUGAUGCUGCUGCUCCACUUUCCAGCUGCAGCUGGGAACGAAUACUACCGCAUUGUCAGAGCUGGAGAUGAAGUCACUUUGCCUUGUGACAAUGUGAUACAUGAUCAGGAUAAAUGUGAGAGUACUAGGUGGCUCUUCAGACAUUCAAGAGGUUCACCAUACCCACCAGCAGUGACGCUGUUUGAAGACGGACAGAUUCACAAAGGAGCCAAAGCUAAAUCAGACAGACUGAGAGUUACAGAGAAAUGUUCUCUGGUUAUAAAGAAGGUCACAGAGGAGGAUGCUGGUUUUUACGUCUGCAGACAGUUCAGAUCAGGAGAACAACAAGGUCCAGACUCUGAUGUUCUUCUGUCUGUUGUUUCCAUUAACACAUACAGGUCUGAGUUGUUUACUUGUGAAGUAACUAAUGGUUACACAAGAGAAGUGCAUCUGUUUCCCUUCAGCCCUCAGUCCUCAGGCGAGGACACAAAACCAGCAACAACUAAAAGCAACAUGAACUCAGGUGAGGAUGCAGGGAAGGUGACUUCAGUGUCACCAACAUGGACAACAGUGAGAAUGAGAGCAGCCGGAGAGACGACCAACACUGCAUCUGAAGACAAUCACACAGAACAAGAGGACAACAAUAAAGGUCUCUUGAGGCUCAUCCUGGUGUCUGUGGGGUUAGCGGCUCUCAUCAUCACCGUGGUUACAGUCAACAUAUGGACAAGAGCUAAAGGGAGCAAAGCACAGACGGAAGAAAACAUGGAGCAGAAUGAUGAAGAUGAAGAUGAGGCAGAGUAUGAAAACAUUGGAGGGGCUUCUGCCUCUGUGUGACUGAUCAACAACAUCAACUCCCCUCAGAGUCCAUGCUGUCAAACAUCACCUCCUCAUAUGUUACAGGAGAAAACAGGAGAACCAUGAGAUCAUUGGAACAUUUCUGAUGCCUGAGAACACCUGAGCCCCACGAGAGGCCCUUCAGAAACUCACCUCCAUGUGAUAGGAGACACAGCUUAUUGUAUUCAUUCCUUUCUGAUGACUGAGAACACCUGAGCAGUGUUCAUUUUGGCAGCUGUUUUAGAUUUACUCUUUAGACGAAAAUGGUUAUUAGUUUUAGUCACAUUUGAGUCAUUUUCAUAGUUUAAUCUAGUUUUAGUCGACGAAAACUCAAAACGUUUUAGUCCAGUUUUAGUCGAUGAAAAAUCAUUACGUUUUAGUCAACUUUUCGUCAAAAUGUUUUCUCUCUUCAAACUAAUUCAGUUCGGCAAAUACAGGAAUCUGAAAUCUGAAUCAAGGUGACAGCAUCAAGUGUUGAAAUUCAUAAAGCAACAUUUCACUCUCUUAACACUUUACUUUUAACGGUAUGCCUACUACUCUUAAAAAUCUGUGUGCAGGCCGCUGCAGCGUGUCUGUUAGGCCCCACCCCCCGCACACAGAGAGAGAGAGUUAGGCCCCGCCCCCGCACACAGAGAGAGAGAGUUAAGCCCCGCCCCCUGCACACAGACGACACACUUCAGAAACUCACCUCCAUAUGAUAGGAAGCACAGCUUAUUAUAUUCAUUCCUUUCUGACUUAACGUCCUUUAAGUGUGCUCUCACAUUCACAUACAUAGUUAUAUUACUGCUUACACUUAAAACUUAAACCUCCAGCUGUUUAUUCUGUAUAUAAUGUCUUAUCACCAUUACUUGUACUCACAGUACAUUUGUAUUCGUAUAUCUUCACUUCUCACUAUAACUGCUGCACAUUUUCAAACAUACAAGCGUUGGAUUGAAUUCAUAAAAUAUCUAAAUUCUAAUCUAUAUGUUUUCAUUGUACUUUCAGUCAAACUUGGUCUAAUCAAUUUUAAGAAUGUCUUUUAUUUGUUUUUGUUAUUAAUGAUUCAUAAAAUGUCUUAUAGUUAGCAUAGCGUGUACUUAUACCUACAGUAUAUAUACCUGUACUGCCUACUGUAACUGCUGCACAUGCUGUAUAUAUCUGAUCAAUAGUCUAUACCAUAUAUUUACUAUACUCACUUUUUACUCUAUGUGUAUUCCUAAAGCUGAAAUGCCUCCAGUAUCUUAGGAUGUUUUAAUUAGCUUAAGUCCUAAUGGAAUAUGUUACUCCUUUUUUUUCCUACGGCUUUAAUGAAAUAUAAUCCAAAUAAAAAGAGUACUUUUAAUGAAUGUUA